UUCAGUAAACAUUGUUUUGAAUAUACAGUUUGGAAGAGAUUUUAAUCAGUUGUAAGAGCUUUGUCAUAGGCCGUUAACUGUGAGGCCUGUAACUUACUCCGCUUCUAGAACAUGCUCUUCACGUGUCGUUCACGUGGAAAUGAACCGCGUGAGAUAACUUAUGCGUUACGAUAGCUUCAUUAAGUCAUUUCUAUAUUCGAUUUUGUGAUUUAUUCAUGCAGUGGAAGUGUAAAUUCACCUUUUUUUGUGUGUGUGAAAAGAGUGCUCAGCUGCUAAAACACUACCGAUUGAAAUAUGGAAGAAGUACUCCAAUUCCAUGUAUCUAUACCGAUUGUCUAUGUUCAAGUCAUUUAAUUCACUUAGAGUGCACUUAACGAAAAAUCAUUCACAUCAGGUAACGUACAUGGUAGCCAGACCAAUGCACUUAAGAAUACCCCUUUGAUAUUUCACUGCCUACUUCGCAGUUUUGAGGAGCCCUGCACAGAAUCCAUAGAGGCAGCACCUGAAAAAUAAUGAAAUGGUGCUCAUUGAUUGGCAGUGUCGGUUCUGCUUUGCCAAAAGGAGUGAAAUCGAGGAGGAGGUGAUCCAGUCGGAACAUUUUCUAUGCAGAUUUAAAAUCGAAAUUCAACUUCAUUUACCACUUUUGAGAUAUUGGAGUUCAGUCGCAUAUCUGGCAAAAACCUGCAAACCGAAUUUUCAAGAACUGGACAGAUUCACUCAACGGUUCAUUCAUAUCUUCAAGGCCAAAGGGGGAGACAUUGGAUGUAACCUUAAGAAGAUUCUGCAACAGAUUGAAAAUGAGAAAUCUGAAAUCAUUGGUAGGCGAACAGCCGUUCUUCAUGGCCUUCCACUUCUCCUUAGAGCAGACCCGACUGAUUUUUACAAGACAUGUUUUGACUGUGAUGACAAAGGAGAGAUGUCCGGAAUUUCAAUCGGAAUAUUGUUUGUGAUACCUGAGGACUCUGCAACCGUGCCUUACUGUUUGCAUCUGGAUGCCACAUUCACUGCAAUUAUUUUGGAAGGUAGAGUUGUAAUGGAUGAUCUGGGAAACCUUCCCAAAGCAAUGUGCCUGCUUUUUUGGCUCAUUUAUGCUCUGAAUGUAGAGUAUCCUGCUGUACUGAAGAACAUGUUUGAUUUCUUUCAAAGUGUGAUUGUCACUCGGGGCAAGUCUCUCAAACCUGAAAAAUCGCCUGUUGCUGUAACAUUGUUGUGCCAUGAUUGACCAUUUUUCAGUUUGUUCAGAAUUGACCAUUGCGGAGAUAGAAAAUAGUAAUCAGGAAUGUAAUUUUAUAUUUUAGAAUAUAGUGUAGUCUUUAAAGAAACUUUUAAAAUAAAUAGGAAGGUUGUUCAGUACUAAAAAAACAGAAGAAUCUUUUGUUUCCUGUAGGAAAACGUGCAAUUUGCUUAACAGGGUUAAGUGGUUUGUUUUAGAAAAGGUGCUAAUUUUAGAAAAAAAUGCUGUAUUUCACUACUGUGAGAAAAGGUAAAAAUGUCAAAAAAGGUAGCAUUGAUUGUAUGUAAUUGCUGUAUGUGAAAAAAUGCAGUGUGCUGUGUUGAUUUGAAGGCAUGACAUUGUUUUAUGGAACAAAUAAAUGUCCCAGUGUUGUGUCAAA
Carassius auratus (goldfish) is the source of this 1613-nucleotide messenger RNA. RefSeq lists its product as uncharacterized. NCBI's taxonomy places the organism in Eukaryota, Metazoa, Chordata, Actinopteri, Cypriniformes, Cyprinidae. The record is from RefSeq and is a predicted model, not a curated record. The transcript is spliced from 5 exons. Bases 518 to 1222 code for a protein of 234 amino acids.